This is a messenger RNA of Octopus bimaculoides (California two-spot octopus), 3142 nucleotides long. RefSeq names its product segment polarity protein dishevelled homolog DVL-3. Gene Ontology annotation, biological process: canonical Wnt signaling pathway. Gene Ontology annotation, cellular component: cytosol. Gene Ontology annotation, molecular function: frizzled binding. The record is from RefSeq and is a predicted model, not a curated record. NCBI's taxonomy places the organism in Eukaryota, Metazoa, Mollusca, Cephalopoda, Octopoda, Octopodidae.
CCAUUCCACAUUUUGGUAGCAACUGGCUGCCUGAGCAGUCGGGCAAAAAUUCACUGAGACGCCAUUUUAGUUAGUUUGUUUUUGCCCUCUGGAAUGGAGGAGACGAAGAUUAUUUACCACAUUGAUGACGAGGAUACUCCUUACCUAAUCAAGCUCCCUAUUGCUGCCGAUCGAGUAACGCUCGGGGAUUUUAAAAAUGCCCUCAACAGACCCAAUUUCAAAUUUUUCUUUAAGUCUAUGGACGACGACUUCGGAGUUGUCAAAGAAGAAAUAGUGGAUGAUGAAUCACACUUACCGUGUUUUAAUGGCAGAGUUGUAUCUUGGUUGGUCCCCGCAGAGAGUAGUGAUAACCAGUCCCAGUGUACAGAUUCUCAAGCAGGAGAUAUACCCCCCGAACGAUUAGGGGGCAUCGGGGACAGCCGACCACCUUCAUUUCAGAAAAAGUCACUGGAAGGAGGUCAUGAUCUCAGGCAUAAAUGCAGUGCUAACCCUCCACACCAUGGCAGAGAAAAUGAACCAUGCGAUACGUGUACAGAAACAGAAUCCAUUUUAAGUAGUCGAAGAGGUAUUCCUCGCAUCAAUGGUCACACCAAACAUGACCGCCACAGAGAUCCUCGACAGAUCUAUGAAUCUACGUCCAUGCUCAGUAGUGAUCUGGAAUCUACUAGUUUCUUUGAUUCAGAAGAUGACAGCAGGUUUUCAACGGUCACUGACACAACUGCUAGGUCUUCAAAGUAUGGCCGCCACAAAAGAAGACGGAAAAGACACAGACUCCCACCUCUCAGCAAGACGUCUUCGUUUAGCAGUAUCACAGACUCUACUAUGUCACUCAACAUUAUUACAGUCACGUUGAACAUGGACACAGUGAAUUUUCUAGGAAUCAGUAUUGUUGGUCAGAGUAACAAAGGUGGUGAUGGUGGCAUCUAUGUUGGCUCUAUAAUGAAAGGUGGUGCCGUGGCUCAGGACGGCCGUAUUGAACCAGGAGACAUGAUUUUGGAAGUGAAUGGUAUUAGCUUUGAAAACAUGAGUAAUGAUGAUGCUGUCCGAACUCUUCGCGAAGCGGUCCAAAAGCCUGGGCCUAUUACCCUAGUUGUUGCCAAAUGUUGGGACCCAAAUCCAAAAGGAUAUUUCACAGUACCUCGUCAAGAACCUGUUCGUCCAAUUGAUCCCUCUGCUUGGGUGGCACACACUACAGCCAUGCGAGCUGAAUACAUGGGUCGUGGGGCUCCAGUCAGCUCCUCACUCAGUACUAUGACGUCUACCAGUUCAUCAUUAACUAGCUCAAUACCGGAAUCAGAAAGGUUUGAUGAUUUAAAUUUGACUGUAAAUACAGAUAUGGAAUCCGUUGUGAAAGCAAUGGCCCAGGCUGAUUCUGGUCUUGAAAUCAGGGACAGAAUGUGGUUAAAGAUAACUAUACCAAAUGCAUUUAUAGACUGCUUGAGAGCACACCUGGUCCUAUGGUCAUCAGCCGACAACUCCAUCAAUGUUUUCACAAAAACUCCUUCUACUUUAUCACGAUCACAGUUCAUCAAUAAAGCAUUUUCUCUACUCAUGUCCGCUAUCACGUUAAUGGCAAUGGCCUCUUCGUCUCUGUUUAUUGUGCCCACCCCCCUCAUUUCGUGUCACACUGUAUCCAUCCUCAUUCACGUCACAUUGAAAAACCUCAUCAUUGUAGGUGUCCAGGCUCUUCCAGAUUUCUCAUCACUCAGUCUAGAGGACGUGGACUCAGUGUCAGAGGCUGACCGUGACACCUUGGCACCGCUGCCACCACCCACCUGGAACAACCAGUAUCCCUACAGCAGUUCCAGCUACCUGCCGCAGAACCUUAGCUAUGUGCCACCUUACUGCUACACCAACACCGACACCACCAGCUACGUAGGCAGCUUCGUUGAUGGAUGUGGCGGACCUCCCAGUGCCACUGGUGGUGUGGGGAGCGGCGGUGUCGUAGGAGGCGGGGGUGGCGGAGGUGGUGGAAAUGGAAGUGCAGGCAGUGUACAUAGUGGCUCAGCGAAGGACUGCACUUGUCUAAUUAGUACUUACAAUCAUUUGCGCAAACUUUGGGAAAAUAAGAAUAAGCAAAUCUCUCAUCAACAUCAUGCGAAUUGUCGAGGAAAUGUGCGACAGACAAGCACCCAGCAUGUUGACCGGGAGCAAGUCUGCAGAGCAAGCUCGAUGUAUAGCUCGGGGAGUAGUGCAUCUGGCAGCAGUGAGAAAAAGAAAGACAAGGAGAAGUCCGAACGGAAAUCCGCAAGCCCUGCUGGAAGUGGUAGCAGUGAUACAGACACUGGUAGUUUGGCCAGUGCUAGGCGGGGAGCUCCUAGUGAGCGCAGUCUCCCCCCUAUGCCACGCGAGCUUGGACAGAUGCCCCCAGACCUGUCUGGCAGUCGACAGUCUUUCAGAAUGGCCAUGGGAAAUCCAUGUGAGUUUUUUGUGGAUGUCUUGUAAAAGACAUUUGGUUUUGCUGGUCGGAAUCGUUGCUGAUGCUGCUGCGAAUUGUCUUGUGUCUGAAUAUGAAUCUUCCUGCAUGCUAGGAUUCACACUCACUUACAUAUAUUGUGUGUGUGUGUGUGUGUAUGUGUGUGUGCACAUUCACAUAUAUAUAUAUAUAUAAACAUAUAUGUACAUCAUAGCAUUUGUUAUGUAUUUGAUUAUCUUCAAGUCUUACUUUUUUUUUUUGAAAAUUCUAUUGUUUGUCUUAAAAAAAAAAACCCGAAAAAACUGACCAAUACCCAAUUGGCACAGGUGUGGUUGAGUGGUAAGAGGUUUGCUUCCCAACCAUAUGGUUCUGGAUUCAGUGCCGAGUACUAUAGCCUCAAGCCAGCGAAAGCUUUUCGAGUGGAUUGGUAGAUGGAAACUGAAAGAAGCCCAUUGUGUGUGUGUGUGUGUAUAUUUAUGUACACACACACACAAACACAUAUAGAUAGAUAGAUGUACCUAUACUUACAUACACGUGUGUGUAUAUGUGUAAUAUAUAUUUCUCUUAAUUUCGUGGGGGGGGGGGCAGUGUAAUUUACUGAUUAUGUAAGAGGACCAUGUCAGCUCUGUAUUAUAAAAUGUAAAAUUAAUCUAUUUGACAGUGAAUAUUUACAGGCCAAUAAAUAUUUUAAAGAAAGAUAAUCAUGCCAUGAUGAGAAUGUAUAUA